Messenger RNA from Urocitellus parryii (Arctic ground squirrel), 903 nucleotides. NCBI's taxonomy places the organism in Eukaryota, Metazoa, Chordata, Mammalia, Rodentia, Sciuridae. The record is from RefSeq and is a predicted model, not a curated record.
AUGAAUCUCCUUAUGGAGUUAGUCCUGCUUCUGCCCUUACUGUUCAUUUUCUAUUUAGAAUCUUUUGUCAAGCUUUUUAUUCCUAAAAAAGGAAAAUCAGUCACUGGAGAAAUCGUCCUGAUUACUGGAGCUGGACAUGGAAUUGGGAGGCUGACUGCCUAUGAAUUUGCCAAACUUAAAAGCAAACUGGUACUCUGGGAUAUCAAUAAGUAUGGCAUAGAGGAAACGGCAGCUGAAUGUAGAAAACUGGGUGCCCAGGCUCAUUCCUUUGUAGUAGACUGCAGUAACCGAUAAGAUGUUUACAACUCUGCAAAGAAGGUGAAAACAGAAAUUGGAGAUAUUAGUAUUUUAGUAAAUAAUACUGGUAUAGUCUACACAUCAGAUUUGUUUUCUACACAAGACCCUCAAAUUGAAAAGACCUUUGCAGUCAAUACACUUGCACAUUUUUGGAUUACAAAGGCAUUUCUCCCAUCGAUGAUGAAGAAUAAUCAUGGUCACAUUGUCACUGUGGCUUCAGCAGCUGGGCUAAUUGGGGUUCCCUUCUUACUGGCUUAUUGUUCAAGUAAAUUUGCUGCUGUUGGAUUUCAUCGAGCUUUGACUGAAGAACUGAAUGCCUUCAAAAAAAAUGGAAUAAAAACAACCUGUCUUUGUCCUAAUUUCAUAAACACUGGCUUCAUCAAAAAUCCAACCAGCAAUUUGGAACCCACCCUGGAACCUGAGAAAGUGGUGGAGAAGCUAAUGAAUGGGAUCCUGACUGAGAAAAGGAUGGUUUUGGUUCCAUCCUCUCUAAACUUUUUACUUAUCUUGGAAAAGUUCUUACCUCAACGUUUCCGGGAAAUUUUAAAAAGAGGAGCAAACAUUAAGUUUGAUGCAGUUAUUGGAUAUAAAGUAAAAGAACAAUAA